Molecule: messenger RNA, 1790 nt
Organism: Desarmillaria tabescens
Lineage: Eukaryota; Fungi; Basidiomycota; Agaricomycetes; Agaricales; Physalacriaceae
Product: heterotrimeric G-protein alpha subunit, GPA2-like protein
Exons: 11
Coding region: 432-1478 (348 amino acids)
Biological process (GO): G protein-coupled receptor signaling pathway
Cellular component (GO): heterotrimeric G-protein complex
Molecular function (GO): guanyl nucleotide binding; G protein-coupled receptor binding; GTPase activity
Source: RefSeq, a predicted model, not a curated record
GCCUAGGUUAUGCCAUUGGACAUGAAGAUGCUAGAAGGACAGCGUUCCCUACAAAGAAGAGGGCGACCGCGGUAGGAUGAAGGACCGCGGAUGCAUCCGUGGGUGAUGCGAGAAGAUUAGGCGGAGGUAGGGUGUCGAUAGACGAAGCUGUCCGGAGAUAGAGCUCUUGCGGGGAUACUGAAAUAGGUCUGCUUCCGCACCAAAAUGCCUAAGGCAUAUGAUUUGAUCGAAAAUUUCCAAAACAAUUCAAGGCAUGUCUUAGAAUUGCAUUCUCACCACGUUACCUUUCUCCCAUUUUCUCUCCUUAUUUCUUGUAUAUCUGUUUCAUUUUCGCCUUUUCGGUACCGAGCUGAAUACGCCAGGUUCGCAAGAACUCGCACUCAGUCGUGUACGCGCUCAUUCGCUGGUGUUACUCUUACCAAGUCUACACAAUGGGUGCAUGCUUGUCUUCUCAUCGCUUCGAGGUCACGGGUGCAGAUAUUGCCUUGCAUAGGGAAGCCGAGAAGGAACUCAAGGAGGCCAAGGCAAAAUUGGCGAUCCAAGUUAAGGUCUUGCUCUUGGGAUCUGGGGAUUCCGGAAAGUCAACUGUACUAAAGCAAAUGCGCCUCAUCCACAAAAUCCCCUUUUCACCGCAAGAAAUCGAGUGGUACCGGCAGCUCACAUUCGACAACAUCACCGGCGGCUUGAAGUGUAUCCUCGAUGCGAUGGAAGACAUGGGUCUCAAGGUUUCGGAGAACAACAUUGAUUAUAUCGAUAUCAUCUACAAUGCACGGUACUUGAGGGACGGAGAGCCGUUCCCUUUGGAAUAUUAUAAGCCACUCAAGGCGCUGUGGGCAGACGCUGGCGUUCGCAAAGCAUGGCGGAGAGGGAACGAAGCAGCCUUGCCUGAAAACCUGGAUUAUUUCUUCUCGGACCUAAAUCGCCUAUUCGAUCCCCUAUAUCAGCCAACGGAGCAGGACAUCAUACGUUGCCGUGCCCGGACGAUUGGUAUCAAGGAGACUGUCUUCUGUCUACGAGAACGCGAGCUUACGAUGGUCGAUGUCGGGGGGCAGAAAUCCGAACGUCGGAAAUGGAUACAUUGUUUCCAGGAUGUGACGAGCAUCUUGUUCCUUGUCAGCCUGAGUGGGUACGAUCAGUGUCUGGUGGAGGAUAAGGAUGCUAACCAGAUGCAAGAUGCUAUGACGAUAUGGGAUUCCAUAUGUCACUCGCAGUGGUUCAAGUACACUUCGAUCAUCUUGUUUUUGAACAAAAAUGACCUCUUCGAAAAGAAGGUACCUCAUUCUGAUAUCAAAAACUUCUUCCCAGACUUUGAUGGUGAUGUUGGUGAUGUCCGUGCAGGCCGAGAUUACUUCAGGCGACGUUUUUCGAAAUUGGCGACUAAGGCUCGUCGACAUAAGGAGAGGGAGAUUUAUAUACAUAUAACGACAGCGACUGAUACCGCCAUGCUUCGAGUCGUGAUGGCUGCUGUGGAAGAGUGAGUGCCCCUUUCCCCCGUUCCUUCCCCGCCCAUUUUGUCUUCGACUCAAUCUUCUCCUAUCGCCUUUUCCCUCCCACUCUUUUUCUGUCUAGUGUCAUUCUGCGGAUCAACCUUGCCACUGCGAAGUUGGUCUGAGCGUCGGCCUCGCCUUUUCAUUCAUCUUUUUGUUUUUACACGAUCUGACUUGUACUUUUUCUCACCGUCAUAUGUUGAUACCCAGUUCAAUUAUGUCUGGUAAUAUCCGUGAUGCUCUGCUUUGAUUUGUUAUCCUAUAUCCAUUCACUUUCUGUACUAUCAUUAUGAGAUCCUACGA